AUGUUUACUAAUUGCUUCAGUGAAAGAUCAUUAGCAAUUGACCGAAAGUUUGCAUUAAUGGCUAUAAAAAAUACACUGAUGAUCACUAUAAAUUUAUUCGUUCUCUCAGUUUUGGCGUUAAUUAUCGUCAACAAUCAAAAGUCUAUGCCUGGUGGAACCAUCAUGAUCAAUUUAGAAUGUUUUACUAAUGUCGAUGAUAAAGAUAACUCUGGAAAUUACUGUGAUAAUAACAUAGCCGAUCCUUGCGAGUAUGAAUUCCAGAUAACAUUAGGAACCUUUACUAAUAGUACCAAAUAUUGGAAAUUUCGAUCCAAAACACUAGCCUAUUUUUCCCCACUUGAUUUCCAUCCUGAUCAACAAUUAAGUGAUGAUGGGUUAAUCAAGACACCCGUAGCGAUACCAUUUUCCGGCCCUUGGCUUAGAAAACGGAGUUUCGGACAAGAAAAAGGUAGCACGGCCAAUAUCAUAACUCCUAAACUAGUUAAAGUGGGGUACUUAAAGGUCCGAGUUGAGGUAUAUGACCGUGAUGGGACUGGUCCAGACUAUUCUUAUACCGUCAUUGACAAAUUCGAAGAAAUAAUCGUCAUCGAUGAAGGUUCCACGCAAGUUACUGAACUUUUGGGACAACGUCAUAAUCCAGCAAGCCUAGUUGUUACCUUUAAGAUAACCUGUUUGAAUCUUGACUAUGGAGCUGUAUCUUUCGACGGAUAUCCAACAAUUUCCGUACUUUUCGGUGUAAUUGUAUUAGGAAUCUUCAGCCUGGAUGUUUGUAUCUUACGCUAUAGGUUACUUAGUAAAGCAACUUAUGGAGUUAUAUAUCUGAUGCAGCUAGAUUUCAGUUUCGUAAAACGCUAUAAUUCUAUAUUCGAAUAUCAGAACCCUUUCGAUCCGUGUAACCGUCCUUACACCAACCAGAGCAUUGUUACUAGACCUAGCGAAAGUAAUAUAAUUGCUCAUAAUCAUGACAUUACUUCAAUGAACAAUAAGAAGAGUGCAAGCCUUCGAUAUAAAAAUCUAUUUGAUGAGUAUGAUGAUCAAUCAAUCACUUUCAUGAACUCUCCUCCAAGUCUAAGUGGAUAUGAACGCGUUGAUGACCCCUAUAAUAGUAUGUAA
Trichoplax adhaerens is the source of this 1113-nucleotide messenger RNA. RefSeq lists its product as uncharacterized. The transcript has 7 exons. The record is from RefSeq and is a predicted model, not a curated record. Bases 1 to 1113 code for a protein of 370 amino acids. Lineage: Eukaryota; Metazoa; Placozoa; Uniplacotomia; Trichoplacea; Trichoplacidae.